AUGGGACAGCGAGAACUCCCACCGGUCCAUGUUCCGCUAUCGAGUCGUAAACCGGCACAACAUGACCCAUUGAGCACCCAGGAACAGACCCGAAUGGCAGACCGGCGAGCCUCGAAAGCUCAAAGAUUCUUCGGAACCGACAUAUCACUUCCUACAGAACAUGGCGGGUGGCAGGAGUCUCCAAAUGUACCCCGACCGAGCUUUGUGAAGCCAACCGAUAGUGUUCCUAGGCAGACCACCGGCUUCGUUCCGUUCCCGCGCUCUUCAGAAAAUCAUCUGAUGCCCGAUCAAAACCUUCGCGUACGGGCCUCAUCACCUCUGCUCAGUCAAGACUACCAAUCGCAGGACGCCGCGCCGCCGCUUCCCAAGUUGUCUCCCAAGUCGUCGAAAAAGGUUCACCAUACUGGUUCCUCGUCCACCCUGUUCUCCUAUUUCAGCUCGAAAGAAUCGUCCAAAACACCCAAGAACCAAGGGCUCCAGCCCAAAGCACUACACGGACUCAGCGUUGAGCCAGAGGUGACAUACGUGCAGGAUCAAGAUCCACCGAAGGAAUCCAAGCGAAAGACGCGAUCUUCAAAAAUUGAUCUUUCCGUCUUGUUCCCGAAGCCGCGAAAUCCUGCACCACCAACACUUCUAUCCCCCCACCGAAUGGUCAACUCCCCUUCCCCAGUCUCUACAGUUGUCCCGGAUCCUUCUUUCAACAAGAUUGAAAGGAUGACCGGCGGCACGAGCAAUUCUGCUAGCAGAUACGUUGAUCCACAUCCCCCUCCUCUCCGAUCUUCAAUCACCAAAAAUGACCCAUCUAAGCAUGGGGGUGAGAAUUCAGAUUUACCUUCAAUUGCAGAGAGCAAAAACGGCGAGUGGUCGGAACAAUCACUGGAGCGGACAUUUGGGACGAGUGAGGUUGAUUUGGCCCUGGAUCGAUAUGCGGCGCGACGAUCACUUUUGAGUCACGAACAAUUGCAGCAAGAGAACGAAGGCCCCCAGGAACCUCGGAAAAGCUCGAGACGUGCUCACAGUCCCUCUCGACAUAAGGAGACUCACUUGAGUCCUGUCUCAGGUCUAGACCCAAACCUUAGUCGUGGCUUAAGCACUCCCCAGGAGUCUUGGAAGACCAAUGAGUCAAAAUUUAAAAGUGAUAGGAGCUCGUUGACCAAGAAGAGCAGCAAAAAUACCUUGAAAAACAAGGACCUGCGAAACACUAGUAUGCUUUGCCUCUCCUCUUCUUCAGAGGAUGAGGAUGACGAUGACCUUACUCCAACAUCCGAGUCAAUGCGCAAUACGAACAAGUUUAAAAGAGGCAGUGUGGCUACUUAUGACGAAGACGAGCCUCACGUCUACACGUCUUCCACCGCCCAUGCUGCCACGGCGGUAAGACGCUUUGACCGGGCACUCUCGACUAGCACACGUGGCUCCCGUCAAACUGAAAAUAGCCUGCCAGUGCCUGUAGCUCGCCCACGAAAGGCCUCUCAAUCCUCGAAUGGGAAAUCUUCUCAGAAAACUGGACGUACAACGCAAACUCGCCGUUCCAGCGGAGUUCCUAGUAUCCCGGAUGAAAUUCUGGCGCAAUUCCCGCAGCAACCUCUCCGCACCCCCGCAGAGUUGAAAGAGUUGAACCGGAGGAGUCGUGUGAUCGCUGUGACCCGCCAAGAGCAAGAUCUCCUAGAGGCAAUGCGUAUUCGGAAGGGCAAAGUCACACCCAGUCUGCUCAAUGCUGUUGGAGCGGAUAGAAGAUCACUCGCCUCUGGCCCAUCGCUAGAUUCCUUCUGCGAAUCCGACACCUCAUUCCUGCGUCUCAGCAAUGCAUUCCCGCCAUUUGACGUCUCGUCAGAAAAGGGUGUUACCCAAUACAAAGAUGGAACGCCCUCCCCAAGCUCGGGUUCGGAUAAUGAAAGGAAACCCCGCACUAAAGUUUCCUCUUCUGGUUUCAGUGCGGACUACUCUGAGAGCCUGCCCUCCCCUUCCACCAGCGGUAUUUCGCCCAUGACACCCACUUUACCGAUUCAUCGUUUCUCGCCGCUUCCCUCUCCGAAGCCACCCCCAAGAGGCCCCCCGCCUGCUAUCCCCGAAAAUCGGAAGCAACACACCCGCCGUCGCACCGACAGUAGCGAGGCUAUCCUGCUGGAUGAUGGUGAUGAGUUGAAGCGUAACAAUGGACUUCCUCUCUGGUCUUUUGAUUUUGAUUGGAACCGGGAAAGCGCCAAUAUCGCCUCUGUGCACUGA
Molecule: messenger RNA, 2223 nt
Organism: Penicillium digitatum Pd1
Lineage: Eukaryota; Fungi; Ascomycota; Eurotiomycetes; Eurotiales; Aspergillaceae
Source: RefSeq, a predicted model, not a curated record